AUGGAAAUCCUCCUCUGGGCAUUCAAGGCAGUCGCCGUCAUCUUCCCUUUCCUCUCCAUGGGAACAGGUGCUCAAGGUCUCUUCGAUCCCGUCGGCUUCUUCAAGUCGUUUGGCUUGCCCAUCGUACCUGAGGAUGGACCUAAACUCACUGCCGAGGGCUCUAAAGCCGCAACAUCAUACGUCUYCCUCAUGGGAAUUCGACAGUUCGCAGCAGGCGUCGUUCUUGGAGUGUUUGCCUACCAGGAAAAGUGGACCGAAAGCGCGACGAUGCUCGCUCUCAUUGGCCCGCUGCAAUCGUUAACGGACGCCUAUUUCCUAAUCAAGGGCGGCACUACAUCGGCUGGGCUUUUCCAUGCCAUUCCAGGACUCGUUAUUUCGGGGCUGGCUGCUAAUUAUCUUUACUGUUAUGCUUGA
Molecule: messenger RNA, 414 nt
Organism: Ramularia collo-cygni
Lineage: Eukaryota; Fungi; Ascomycota; Dothideomycetes; Mycosphaerellales; Mycosphaerellaceae
Exons: 1
Coding region: 1-414 (137 amino acids)
Source: RefSeq, a predicted model, not a curated record